Messenger RNA from Scheffersomyces coipomensis, 768 nucleotides. Its product is annotated as 2,5-diamino-6-(ribosylamino)-4(3H)-pyrimidinone 5'-phosphate reductase. The transcript has a single exon. NCBI's taxonomy places the organism in Eukaryota, Fungi, Ascomycota, Pichiomycetes, Serinales, Debaryomycetaceae. The coding region runs from base 1 to 768 and encodes 255 amino acids. The record is from RefSeq and is a predicted model, not a curated record. Gene Ontology annotation, biological process: riboflavin biosynthetic process. Gene Ontology annotation, molecular function: 5-amino-6-(5-phosphoribosylamino)uracil reductase activity.
AUGUCACUAAUACCAUUACCUCCAUCCCUCAUACCGUUUCUAAAGGAUUAUCUCCCUCAACCUCUUUCAUCAUGUCCUCAUCGGCCCUUCAUAACCUUAACGUACGCUCAAUCAUUAGAUUCAAAAAUCGCUUCUAAACCAGGUCAACAAACGAAAAUAUCUCAUUUAGAAACUAAAACCAUGACCCAUUAUCUUCGAUCUAAACAUGAUGCGAUAUUAGUGGGAAUUGGAACUGUCUUAGCUGAUGAUCCGAAAUUGAAUUGUCGAUAUCAUGAUCCAGGUUCAGAUGUGAUUAGUUCACCUCGUCCCAUUAUUAUUGAUCCUCAUCAUAAAUGGAAAUAUUCAAAAUCUCAAUUAUAUAAAAUCCAUGAAUCAAAUCAAGGCUUAUCACCAUUCAUCAUCAUAGAUGAAUCCAUAUCUAUUGAUCCUGUCGAACUUGAAGCAUUGGAUCAUCAUGGUGGGAAAUUCAUCCCAUUACCACUCUUCAAUAAAUCAAAAUCAGAAAGUUGGGAAUCAAUCUUAUCAUCUUUACUACAACUUAAUUUAAAAUCAAUCAUGAUAGAAGGUGGGGCCAUGAUUAUUAACGAUUUAUUAUCUCUACAACAUGAUAAAAAGUUCAUCGACCUGUUGAUUAUUACUAUUGGUCCUGUAUUUUUAGGGUCUGAGGGAGUUACGGUUCAUCCUCAUACCAAUGUCGAAUUAGACAAUAUCAAUUGGUGGUCUGGUAUACAAGACAGUAUACUCUGUGCUAAUGUAUCUACAAAAUAA